This is a messenger RNA of Amyelois transitella, 519 nucleotides long. RefSeq lists its product as uncharacterized. Gene Ontology annotation, molecular function: peptidase inhibitor activity. Lineage: Eukaryota; Metazoa; Arthropoda; Insecta; Lepidoptera; Pyralidae. The transcript is spliced from 4 exons. The record is from RefSeq and is a predicted model, not a curated record. The coding region runs from base 1 to 519 and encodes 172 amino acids.
AUGGAAUACGCACCUGAUGACAGUCAUGACUUAUUACCACAUUAUCGUGAUCGUCAUCGGGCAGUUCCAAUACCAGGAACGCUGAGUUCCGUGGGAGGUGGCACUGAAGAACAGCCACCGAUUUAUAGACCAGAUUCGCAGGCAUACGUAGUAUCACACUUCAUAAAGCCAAAGACGCCUCACCAAUAUUGGGUGGACGAGACCUCCUUAACCCUGGUUCCGGAGAACAAGAACUGCCUCAUUUGCGAGACCCAGGACACAGGGUCAUGCAGGGCCAUGCCUUCGUGUAUAUAUUGCGAGCCGACCGCCACUGCUCUGUGCGAGAGAAGUGCUCCAUGUCUGAGGUGCACUGUGAUCAAGAAUCCUUUCUUCAAAUGCAUCCCCGGCGAGAAGUACAUGGAUGAGUGUGACUCCUGCCGUUGUACUGAUGGCCACGGCGGCUGGUGCACCAACCAGUACUGCGAGUUCAGAUCGCUACACAUCUACGCGGCUCGGCUGUCCGACGGGGAGUUCUACUGA